AGAUCGAUCUCGCGAAGACAGUCGCCUUUCGCUUUCGUCUCAAAAGCGUUUUGCAUCACACGCGAACGAACGAAAUUUGUGUUGUGUGAUUUUGGCGAAUCAGUUUUUCGAUUUCUAGUGCAUCGGUUUAAAAAAAAAAACACAAUGGCCCUCCACUUUGUGCUGCGAUCCUCCUGCAGGAACUCCGCUCCGGUCUUCGUGUCUCUGAUCAACGCCGGCAAGGCGCCAGCCAUCAGCCGUUCGCUAACCUCCGCCUCCAAGUCGCUUCUGCUGCCCAAACCGGCUCCUUCGCUUGCCCUGGCCAGCCUGAGACAGUUCACCGCCAGUCCGAUUCGACGAGCGGCCGCCACCGGAAAUCACGUCACACUAUGGAACGCCGAAAGGGCUCUGUCCGUGGGCCUGCUAGGAAUCCUCCCGGUGGGCUUGAUGUUCCCCUCGCAAGCCGGUGACGCCCUGAUGGCCGUCAGCAUCGUCAUGCAUCAGUAUUGGGGUCUGGAAGCCAUCGUCACCGACUACGUGCGGCCAAUUCUGUUCGGAGCGGCCGUCCCGAAGAUCGCCCACGGUUUGCUGCUGGUCGUUUCUGCUGCCACCCUCGGAGGGCUGUUCUACUUCAUCCACAACGACAUCGGCAUUGCCAACACCAUCCGGAAGAUCUGGUCCACCAAGCCGAAGGCUUGAAUCGACGGUUAAACAGAGCGGGAAGCGACGAUUGAUGAUAGUGAGAGGGAGCGCACGCAUUGACCCCGUCACACCAGCAAACCACUGUUUAGGGACAUUUCGGACAACUCGAGAUUCUAAUCAACCCUUUCGGAGGCGCGGGUCUUGCGUGAGCAUCACAUUUGCAUAACAAAGUUUAUUCUUAUUUAAAUUAUUCUCGGAAGUCUCUUAUAAAGUGCUUACAAAGAAAACUGA
Aedes aegypti (yellow fever mosquito) is the source of this 912-nucleotide messenger RNA. It is a transcript of the gene SdhD, whose product is annotated as succinate dehydrogenase [ubiquinone] cytochrome b small subunit, mitochondrial. The record is from RefSeq and is a predicted model, not a curated record. Gene Ontology annotation, cellular component: membrane; mitochondrial envelope. Gene Ontology annotation, molecular function: ubiquinone binding; heme binding. The transcript is spliced from 3 exons. Lineage: Eukaryota; Metazoa; Arthropoda; Insecta; Diptera; Culicidae. Gene Ontology annotation, biological process: tricarboxylic acid cycle; mitochondrial electron transport, succinate to ubiquinone. Bases 145 to 678 code for a protein of 177 amino acids.